Molecule: messenger RNA, 873 nt
Organism: Alternaria atra
Lineage: Eukaryota; Fungi; Ascomycota; Dothideomycetes; Pleosporales; Pleosporaceae
Exons: 3
Coding region: 1-873 (290 amino acids)
Cellular component (GO): extracellular region
Molecular function (GO): hydrolase activity
Source: RefSeq, a predicted model, not a curated record
AUGCAUAUCCAAACCCUGGCUGCAAGCCUCGCACUCGUGUCAGGCGCUCUCGCUGCGCAAUUGACGCAGGUCUCGAACUAUGGUGGUAGUGCGCGAGCGAAGCCUGGCAUGUGGGUAUAUGUACCCGACCAAGUCAAGAGUGACGCACUGGUCGUAGCAAUUCACUCGUGCCAAUCAUCGGCGCAGAAGUACUUUCAAAACUCCCUGAUUCCAUGGAAGAAAGGAUCGGACACGAAAGGUUACGUGACAGUAUGGCCAAGCUCGACGACUGAGUGCUGGGAUGUGUCCAGCAAGGCUUCACUGUCGCAUAACGGUGGCGGCGAUUCGAAUGCCAUUGCGAACAUGAUCACAUAUGCGAUUGACAAGUACAAGAUUGAUCCCAAGAAAGUCUUCGUUACGGGUGGUUCCUCUGUCGGCAUGAUGAGCAACGUCCUCGCCGCCACUUACCCCGAGCUCAUCAGCGCAGUGUCGCUGUACUCUGGUGUACCGGCUGGGUGUUUCGUCUCCGCCUCCGGAGCAGCGGCAGCAUGGAACAACACAUGCUCUGGCGGACAGUCUAUCUCCACUGCGCAACACUGGGGCGAUGUAGUUCGAGGAAUGUAUCCAGGGUACAACGGAACACGACCGCGCAUGCAAUUCUGGCAUGGCUCUGUAGACGGAACGCUUAGUCCCAAGAACUACGACGAGACGUUGAAGCAAUGGACCAAUGUGUUUGGCGUCAGUACUACACCAACAAGCUCAAAGAAGGAUACACCAGAGAAGAACUAUCGCACUGACGACUUCGGCCCGAGCGUCGAGGGUAUCUGGGCAGUGGGUGUAGGACAUAGCGUUCCCUCGCAUUUGACAGUAUCGGAAGCCUGGUUUGGCUUGUAA